Molecule: messenger RNA, 690 nt
Organism: Rosa rugosa (rugosa rose)
Lineage: Eukaryota; Viridiplantae; Streptophyta; Magnoliopsida; Rosales; Rosaceae
Product: secreted RxLR effector protein 161-like
Exons: 1
Coding region: 1-690 (229 amino acids)
Source: RefSeq, a predicted model, not a curated record
AUGUCAGAAAGCACACGUGUAAGUAGUCCAAUUGUUCCGGGUUUCAAAAUAAGUAGGGAUGUUAAUGGAAUUGCUGUGGAUGACACCUACUACAAGCAAAUUGUUGGAAGCUUAAUGUAUCUUACAGCUACACGUCCAGACAUCAUGUUUAGUGUGAGCUUAAUCAGCAGGUACAUGUCAAAACCCACUAAAUUACAUUUGCAAGCUGCUAAGAGAAUUCUACGUUAUUUGAAGGGGACUACUAGUCAUGGUAUUUUCUACAAGAAGGGAGGGGAAGAAGAUUUGCUUGCUUUCACAGACUCAGAUUAUGCUGGUGAUGAAGAAGAUUCCAAAAGCACAUCAGGUUAUGUUUUCUUAUUGAGUUCAAGUGCUGUGUCUUGGAUGUCGAAAAAACAGCCGAUUAUUACACUUUCAACCACCGAAGCAGAGUUUGUGGCAGCUGCUGCUUGUGCAUGUCAGGCUGUAUGGAUGAGAAGAGUAUUGAGAAAUUUGAAUCAUGUUCAAGAAGGAAGCACUACCAUCAUGUGUGAUAAUACCUCUACAAUUAAACUCUCAAAAAAUCCAGUAAUGCAUGGAAGAAGCAAGCACAUCAAGGUGCGUUUUCAUUUCUUGAGAGACCUUGCAAAAGAUGGAGAAGUUAAGUUAGUUCAUUGUGGAACUCAAGAACAAGUAGCAGAUGUGUGGCACUAA